Octodon degus (degu) is the source of this 2337-nucleotide messenger RNA. RefSeq names its product zinc finger protein 709-like. NCBI's taxonomy places the organism in Eukaryota, Metazoa, Chordata, Mammalia, Rodentia, Octodontidae. Gene Ontology annotation, molecular function: RNA polymerase II cis-regulatory region sequence-specific DNA binding; DNA-binding transcription factor activity, RNA polymerase II-specific. The record is from RefSeq and is a predicted model, not a curated record. Gene Ontology annotation, biological process: regulation of transcription by RNA polymerase II.
GUGUGUUCUGUGAGUGUGUUGCUGACAGCUCUCAAGAUGAUUAGACCGCCUUGUUCUGUAACUUCCACUGGCUGCGAGCUGCAUUCAAAGGAUCCUGGGAAACCCUCAAGCCACACAAUGGAGGCAGUGACCAUGGAGGAUGUAACAGUGACCUUCACCAACGAAGAGUGGGCUCUGCUGAAUCCAGCCCAGAAGAGGCUCUAUGGAGAUGUGAUGUGGGAAACAUUUAGGACUAUAAGUGCUAUAGGAAGGACUUGGGACAGUCAGCAAAUGGAAGAAGAAUACAAAAAUUACUUGAGAAAUCUAAGCAAUGAAGAGGUAGCAAAAUGCUGUCGAUAUACAACUUUCAAUCAACAUGAAAACAUAUUGCUUCAGACUCCAGAUGCUAAUAUGGACAUGAAGCGAGCUGCUUUAAAGCUACCUGGAAGUCUUAUUUAUAGAGAACUUCUGAUUGGGCAUUUAUCACUAAAUGUACCCAUUGUACAUCAUCCUGGAGAGAAGCCACAUGAGUAUUUGGGAUUUGAUGACAAGCUGAGUAAAUGCAAUGAACACGGCAAAACCUGCAGUGCCUUUCAGUCCUUUCAGAAGCAGGCAAAGAUAAAGCCUGGAGAGAAAUCCUGUCAAUAUCGGCAAUGUCAGAAAGCCUACUCUGAACUUAGUGAAAGAACUCACCCAGGAGAGAAGACCAUUUUUCGUCAGAAAAGUGUGAAAUCCUCCAUCACCCCCAGUGGUUUACAAAUCCAUGACAUAGUUCACACUGAGAAGAAACCAUAUGUAUGCAAGCAAUAUGGAAAUACCUUCAAUACUCAAAGUUGUAAAAUUCUUGAAAGGAUUCAGAUAGAGGAAAAACCCUCUGUAUUUAAACAGUGUGGAAAAGCAUUUCAUACACACAGUUGCUCCCAAAGACAUGAAAGUAGUCACACUGGCAUGAAACCAUAUGUAUGUAAGCAGUUUGGGAAAUCACUCAGCAGAUACAUUCACUGUCAAAGCUAUGAAAGUACUCACAAAGGGGAGAAACCUUAUGUAUGUAAAUACUGUGGGAAAGGUUUCACCAGACGCAGUUAUUGUCAAGUACAUGAAAGAAAUCACACUGGGGAGAAACCCUAUGUGUGUAAGCAAUGUGGAAAAGCAUUCACUACUAGGAGUUAUUCUAUUAUUCAUGAAAAAAUUCACACUGGGGAGAAACCUUACAUGUGCAAGCAAUGUGGGAAGGCAUUCAGUACUCACCGGUCUUGCCAAAUACAUGAAAGAACUCACACUGGAGAGAAACCUUACAUGUGCAAGCAAUGUGGGAAGGCAUUCAGUACACACCAAUCUUUUCGGGUCCAUGAAAGAACACAUACUGGGGAGAAACCUUAUGUGUGCAAGCAAUGUGGGAAAGCAUUUACUGCAAAGAAUUCUUACAAUAUACAUGAAAAAACUCACACAGGAGAAAAGCCUUAUGUGUGCAAGCAAUGUGGGAAGGCUUUCAUCACACACCAAUCUUGUCAAAUACAUGAAAGAAGUCACACUGGGGAGAAGCCUUAUGUAUGCAAGCAGUGUGGGAAAUCAUUUACUACACACCAAUCUUGUCAAAGACAUGAAACAUGUCAUACUGGGGAGAAACCUUAUGUGUGCAAACAAUGUGGGAAGGCAUUCACUACUAAGAGUUCCUACAACAUACAUGAAAGAACUCACACAGGGGAGAAACCAUAUGUGUGCAAGCAAUGUGGGAAGGCAUUCACUACACACCAAUCUUGUCUAAUACAUGAAAGAACUCACACAGGAGAGAAACCUUAUUUGUGCAAACAGUGUGGGAAGGCAUUCACUGCAAAGAAUUCUUGUAACAUACAUGAAAGAACUCACACAGGGGAGAAACCUUAUGCAUGCAAACAAUGUGGGAAGGCAUUCAGUACACACCAGUUAUGUCAAAGACAUGAAAUAACUCACUCUGGUGAGAAACCUUAUGUGUGCAAGGAAUGUGGAAAAGCAUUCAGUAUAAGGAGUAAUUAUAAAAGACAUGAAAGAACUCACACUGGGGAAAAACCUUAUGCAUGCAAGCAAUGUGGGAAGGCAUUCACUACACACCAGUUUUGUCAAAUACAUGAAAGAUCACACAGUGGCGAGAAACCUUACGUGUGCAAGCAAUGUGGAAAGGCAUUCACUACACAUCAAUCUUGUCAAAGACACCAAACAAGUCAAGGGGAAAAACUGUAUGUGUGCAAGCAGUGUGGGAAGAUAUUCACUACAAAGAACUCUUAGAACAUACAUGAACACGAUCUCACGGGGAAAACCAUAUGUAUGUGAGCCAUUGGAACAAAGACUUUCUAGUAGGUCCUCAUAUACAAAGAUCCCACA